Molecule: messenger RNA, 814 nt
Organism: Astrephomene gubernaculifera
Lineage: Eukaryota; Viridiplantae; Chlorophyta; Chlorophyceae; Chlamydomonadales; Astrephomenaceae
Source: the annotation of a GenBank genome assembly
GAAGGGUGGACGCAGCGGCAGUGCUGGCGGCGGCGGCGGUGGGGGGGUUCAAGCCCCGGCGGUAGCAGCUUCUCAGCCUGUGCUUCAGAGUCGUGGAGUGGCGGCCUACCUGGCCCGCUACCGCCAGCGGCACCAACACCAGCAGCAACAGCAACAACAACACCCCACCCGCCUGCAGCAGCCCUUGCAGCAGCAACCCCAGCAGCAGCCCCAGCCAGGCAGGCGAGGUCGGCUGCUUCCAGCUGCCUCUCCCCGCUCCCCUCCUGCCAGCAACCAGGGACAGCAGCAGCAGCAGCAGCUAGACACCGACAACAGCAACAACAACAACAGCGGGGUUGGCAAAACCGGCGGCGGUGGGGGCAACAGCAGCAGCCCCCUCAACCCGCUGGUCUGGGCGCGGAAGGCCUCAGGUGCCGUCGUACGGCGCUUAUCCGGCGGCGGCAGCGGAGCCGCAUGGCAGGGGGCGGCAGCACUGCAGGGUCCGCAGGGCCGAGGUGUGUUCUGCUACUUCAAGGUUACCGUGGACAAGCAGUCCCACAAGAGCCGGUUGCGCUGGCUGCCUGCGCCUCCGGACACCGCAGGGGGGGCUGCGGGCGCCGUUGCUGCCAUCGCCUCCUCCUUCUGUGUUCCCCUGCAGCCCUACCGCUUCCUGUUUGCACUGCAACGGCCGCUGGUGAAUGCGCCGGUGGGGAUCACGCUGUACGUCACCACAUCCGCCAGGCGGCGCGGUCGUGCGGUGGGUCGGCUGACGGUGCCGCUGUACGAGCUGGUGGAGCAGCUGGUGGCGGCGGACGUGCGGGCGGAGGCAGCGAGG